AUGCCUCCAGCCGAGACACAGCCCGGCCAGACAAUCCGGCAGGCCCGCGCCAUCAUAAAACCCGUGCUAUCCAAUCCUUACGCUACGCCAUGGCCUUCCCUCCCCAACCAUCUCCAGAACGGCGUCAUGGCCGCGCUGCCGCAGCUCGUACCGGACGCCGUAGCUGAAUACCACACCGACAGGGCGCGGUGUUCGGCAGCUGCGAAGCGCGCGCGCCGGAAAGCUAAGCGGGCAGAGAUGGAGGUUGAGACUGAGACCACGGACACCACCGAGGAGGAGAAGACGCAGAAGGAGGUGCCAACCCCUCCGGAGAUUCUUGACCACCUCGUCCUCGGACUUAACGAGACGAUCCGCGCCCUCGAGGGUGCAAUCAGCGCCCUACGCAUGCGUAUGGCCCUCCUUGCGGACAGCAACCCCCGCUUCCUCCCCGCUCAACCUGGCGCGGAGCCCGAGGCUGAAGCGGCGGGCAUCACCUACCUCCUCGUUCCCCAUACGUCCGUGUCUCCUCUCGCCCUUGUCGAUCCCCUCCCCACUUAUUGCGCGACAUACAACACCCUUCUGCGACAGGCAUCGACCAUCCCCAACGUGAAGAAGGGCAUGCUGGGACAGGAGAUCCGUAUCGUACCCCUCGGUAAGCGAGAGCAGGAACUUGCGCUGGCUGCGGGACUUCGGCGGAUUACGAGCAUUGGCGUGCGCGCUUCUCAUCCAGCUGUUGGUGUGCUUGAGCGGCUGCUUCAGGCUGCGUUGGCGCCGCCGAGGCACAGCAUGACGCUGCCGUGGCCGACGACCCGGUUGACGGUGUACAAGGGCGAGCCGGAGAAGGAGUCCGAGAAGGGAGACAAGGAGAAGGGAGACAAGGAGAAGGGAGACAAGGGCGAGAAAGGCGAGAAGACUGCACCCCACACCCCCAUCGCGUACGCCCCUCUGCACAUUAAGGCCAUACACACGACGAUGCCAGUCGACCCUGAUGCACGCAAGGCCACGCGCCUCGCCCAGGUCCGCGCCAACCGUGUCGAGAAGAAAACGCAGCGCGUCGCAAAGCGCCACGAGAUGGAACGCAAGGUACGCUCCGAGGUGUCGGGCAAGUUUAUCAAGGGCCGGGCGAGCCGGCUUGCAGACAAGGCCGCAAAGGCGGCAGCGAUGGACGUCUCAUAG
Messenger RNA from Cutaneotrichosporon cavernicola, 1155 nucleotides. RefSeq lists its product as uncharacterized. Lineage: Eukaryota; Fungi; Basidiomycota; Tremellomycetes; Trichosporonales; Trichosporonaceae. Gene Ontology annotation, cellular component: cytosol; nucleolar ribonuclease P complex; ribonuclease MRP complex. Gene Ontology annotation, molecular function: ribonuclease P activity; ribonuclease MRP activity. The coding region runs from base 1 to 1155 and encodes 384 amino acids. The record is from RefSeq and is a predicted model, not a curated record. The transcript has 2 exons. Gene Ontology annotation, biological process: rRNA processing; tRNA processing; intronic box C/D snoRNA processing.